AUGACACGUGGCAGACAAGAGAGGAACGCUGAUAGAUCUAACAUCCACGGAGAUCAGGAUCGUUGUUUCGAUGGAGGACAUGAUUUGGCAGAUGCGAUUCAUCAAAUGACGGAGACCAUGAAGCAGCAGCAGGAAGUAAUCCUGAGGCAGAACCAACAACGCCUGCUGAUUGAGAACCGAGGGUGUUCCUACGAGAAGUUCCUAAUACAUAGAUACCCCAAUUUCAUGGGAACUGAGGGACCCAUGAAAGCUAACAAGUGGCUAUUAGAUCUCGACAGGACCUUUGAGAUCAGCAGUUGUACUGAAAAACAGAAGGUACAGUACGCGGGGCACCUGCUGCAGGGUGAAGCAGGAAUUUGGUGGGACACCAAGAGGCAACUUCUGAUUAGAGAAUUGGGAAAUAUCACCAUUUUGACCUGGGAGAGGUUUACGGAGGAAUUUGACAAUCGUUUCUUCCCAGAAUCAAUGAAGACCCAGAAGGCCCAGGAGUUUGCCACGUUGGUACAAGGCAAUCUCACUGUUGAGCAGUAUGUUGCGAAGUUUAUGGAGCUGGGAACGUUUGCCCCACACUUGAUUGCUACUGAGAAAAUGCAAGCCCAAAAGUUUCAAGCAGGGCUGAAUCCUAGAAUUUGCAGUUAUGUGGCUGGAUUCCACAUCCACAACUUCCAAGAGUUGGUUAAUGUGGCUGCAAUAGCGAAAGCGAAAUAG
Molecule: messenger RNA, 708 nt
Organism: Juglans microcarpa x Juglans regia
Lineage: Eukaryota; Viridiplantae; Streptophyta; Magnoliopsida; Fagales; Juglandaceae
Exons: 1
Coding region: 1-708 (235 amino acids)
Source: RefSeq, a predicted model, not a curated record